GGGGAAAGAUGGCGUCCUCAAACAAUCCUCGCAAAUUUAGCGAAAAAAUUGCUUUGCAUAAUCAGAAACAGGCUGAAGAGACUGCUGCCUUUGAAGAAGUGAUGAAAGACCUAAACAUAACCCGAGCAGCACGGUUGCAGUUACAGAAGACCCAGUAUUUGCAACUAGGGCAGAAUCGUGGACAGUACUAUGGAGGGUCACUGCCCAAUGUCAAUCAGAUUGGAAAUGGCAACAUUGACCUGCCUUUUCAGAACUCUGUACUGGAUACCAGUCGGACUACCAGACACCAUGGCCUUGUGGACCGUGUUUACCGUGACCGGAACCGCAUCACAUCCCCUCACCGCCGACCCCUUUCUGUCGACAAACAUGGGCGCCAGAUUGACAGCUGUCCCUAUGGCUCGGUCUACCUCUCACCCCCACCAGACACCAGCUGGAGAAGGACAAAUUCAGAUUCGGCCUUACACCAGAGCACCAUGAAUCCUAAGCCUCAGGAGGUGUUCACAGGGGGAUCACAGGAGCUGCAGCCCAAACGAGUGUUGCUGCUAACAGUGCCUGGGACAGAGGAGUCUGAGUCCAACACAGACAAGGAUUCACAGAAACAGAUGUGGGAUGACAAGGAGGAUGAUUCAUCAAAGCCCAAUGUAUGCGAUGUCCCAGGAAUCAACAUAUUUCCAUCACCAGACCAGGAAGUGAACCCGUCUGUGCUCCCAGCCACACACAACACCGGUGGCUCUCUGCCUGACCUGACCAACAUUCAGUUCCCUCCUCCACUCUCCACUCCUCUGGACCCAGAGGAUACCGUGGCCUUCCCUGCCCUCAGCUCAUCCAAUAGCGCAGGCAGCCUGACCACUAACCUCACUCAUCUGGGCAUCAGCGCCUCCAGCCACGGCAUCCCCACCUCCUCUCAGACUGCCAUGACAGCAACAGCCCAGUGCAAGCAGGCAGCUGUGGCACCACUCACCCUCAGUGCGGAGCUCCAUCUUCAGCAGACCCCCCAGCAGCUUUCCCCUACCUUGUCUUCACCCGUUAAUAUCACACAGACGUUGCCAAUGGAGUCCCUGAGUCUGGAGCAACAACUCUCCCAGUACCCCCUGUUCAGCCAGCUGACAGCUCAAGCUCAGGCCCAACUGCUCAGUGACCUGCAGAAGCAGCAGCAGACCCUGCCUCAGGGCAUCAGGCUUAUUACCUUGCCCACUUCGGCCACUACUGGCACAGUCACAGCCACCCAGCCCUCCCCGGACAGCCAAAGCCAGAACACCACCGGUGUCGGUAUCAACUCGUACCGCAAUCAGGCUGGCUCACCAGCCAAUCAGUCUCCAACCUCCCCAGUCUCCAAUCAAGGCUUCUCCCCCGGUGGCUCACCUCAACAUAUUCCUGUGGUGGGCAGUAUAUUUGGUGACUCCUUCUACGAUCAGCAGUUGGCAUCAAGACAAACCAACGCACUCUCUCACCAGCUGGAGCAGUUCAACAUGAUUGAGAGUCCCAUCAGUUCCACCAGCCUGUACAGCCAGUGUUCUACCCUCAACUACACACAAGCAGCCAUGAUGGGCCUUACAGGAAGCAGCCUGCAAGACUCUCAGCAGCUAGGCUACAGUAACCAUGGCAACAUCCCAAACAUCAUCCUCACAGUCACAGGUGAAUCUCCACCCAGCCUCUCUAAAGAGCUAACCAACUCGCUCGCGGGUGUCGGUGACGUCAGCUUCGAUGCAGACUCUCAGUUCCCACUGGACGAGUUAAAGAUCGACCCCCUCACCCUGGACGGACUUCACAUGCUCAAUGACCCUGACAUAGUGCUCGCUGACCCUGCCACAGAAGACACCUUCAGAAUGGACAGGCUGUAAUGUGUAAAUCCCAGCCAUGGCUGAGAAAACCUGUAAGUAAAAAUAGAAAAGAAAAGACACUUAUGAAUGGAGGGAGAGGAGGGGUGGGUUGAAACCUCUCCCCAGUUGCAUGGCUGACCUCUGAUCUCGCCCUCGACUCCCUCAAGUCCACUGAGAUGAUGCACCACCAGAAGAUGACAGGAGAAAAAAAGAGACCUGGCCUCGCUGUUGGUGUGAAUGGGAUUGGUUGCUCAGCGCUUUUGCUCGCCUGCUGUGUUCAGUGUAAUGUUUCAUGCCACAUAUAUUCCAACAACAUGCAUUUGACUUUCUUUCCCUCAUUU
This is a messenger RNA of Lampris incognitus (smalleye Pacific opah), 2161 nucleotides long. RefSeq names its product CREB regulated transcription coactivator 1b (gene crtc1b). The record is from RefSeq and is a predicted model, not a curated record. The transcript is spliced from 14 exons. Gene Ontology annotation, cellular component: cytoplasm; nucleus. Lineage: Eukaryota; Metazoa; Chordata; Actinopteri; Lampriformes; Lampridae. Bases 9 to 1841 code for a protein of 610 amino acids. Gene Ontology annotation, molecular function: cAMP response element binding protein binding. Gene Ontology annotation, biological process: protein homotetramerization; positive regulation of transcription by RNA polymerase II.